GCUUAAAGACCUGAAGAAUGGUGCAAAACAGGAAAUCACAACAGUCCAAACUCUCAUUACUGUGAAGUUCAGAACAAAAGAAGAUGGAACCCUGCUCUUUGUUCUUGGAAAAGGACAUAUUGUGUUGAUGGUAAGAGACGGACGACCUGUGUACACUUCAAUUGAUCCACUAGGGCAUAUGUCAGAGUUUACAGUGGAGCUGUUGGUUGCUGAUGGUCUUUGGCACAUCCUGUCCUUAUUGACCAGUGGGCGUAACAAUUCACUGUAUGUUGAUGACAAAAUGGUCUUGAACAUUACCCAAAAAAACAUGGACUUAAGACUUUUUAGUUUGGAAAAGAUUAUUCUUGGUGGUGCCCCACCAAGACAAAUAAAACUCCAACAGACAGGAUUUAGUGGAUGUGUGGAGUAUCUGAACGUCAGCGGUCAUACUCUGCCUGUCAGUGGACACAGUUUAAUGGUGGAGGUCUGGCCGAGCUCGACUCUCCCGCAGUCCAGCUGCAGCUCUCCAGGUGUCUGCCUCUUCUCACCAUGCACUGAAGAGACCACCUUUUUGAGAACAUGUCUUUCAGUCUGUCAGAGCCGGAGGCCGUGCAGACCUGCAAUACAGAAUAGGCCAUGCAUGUGUCUGCAGAAUGUCUCCAGUCAUUUUUGUGAUGUCUGCAUUCCCUCUGUCAGUGAAGAGUGCUCAGAGAAACAGCACAACAGGCCUUUUUGGAUUAUAGCGGUGGUUCUCCCUCUGAUCUCCAUCCUGGUGAUUGUAUGUAUGUUUGCAAUUCUGUACAGACUGAAACAGCAGGAUUCAAUUGUUAAAAAUGAGAACCUUACACAUGAAACAGGGGAAGAAACUGAAAAUGCAACAAUUUGUUUUGAUGGCAAUCAGGUGCCUAAAGCUGGACUUCCAACCUCAAAAGGGAAACGAAUAUGUCCAAGUCAGUCAAAUGAGCAGCUUAAUAGUUAUGGACAGCUGAUGCUUCCGAGUGAGCUGGAGUAUUACCAGAUCGGCAGCAUCUGUAGUGCAUUUAAUUCUGACAACAACUCACCAAGACUCAGCUGGCACAAGCAUUUAUGCAGUACAAAACGUCUUAAAAAUGAUUCAAACCAGUGGGGGGAUCUGAGGAGGCUGCUAGGUAAUUUAAAGAAAGACAAUCCUGGUGAACAGAAAUGCCAUCCAAAGCCUCAAAAUAUUUCCUCAUUUCACAAACAAUCACUGUGUCAGCUUGACGCAGAGCAGCAGAGGCAGAAUAUGUCCUGUUAUACAAAAGAAUUUCCACAGCCGGAGCUCCUGGAGCCAACGCAGCCACUUAGCUUAGAAGAAAUUAGCAAACUGAAUGUUCCUCUUGACCCAGCGUUUUCACAUCAAACGCUUUUAGAGACUGGACCUCUAGAGCCCACUAAUACAACAGAGAUCUCAUCUGACUGUGAAACAGACAGCACGUUUACUUGCUCCGAGUCUGACUAUGACCACUUUAACAUUAUUACUGGCAAAAAAUAUAGGCAUGAGCAGCCAUUCUCAUCAGAUUACAGAAUAAGCCAGGACAUCUUUGAACUAACAUCCUCCUCCUCUUUAAGUCAGGAUAUUUCCAAGACGGAUCCCUUUACUAUGUUUGAACAAUGGGAAAAAAAUGUAAAUGUGCCCCUGACUUUUGGAAGCUACGCUGCAGUGUUUGAGGACAUUGCAGGGAUGCCCAUGGAGUUCAGUCAUAGCGCUGACAUGCCAUGUGAUGAGGAAGAAAUUAUUUGA
This is a messenger RNA of Gambusia affinis (western mosquitofish), 1741 nucleotides long. RefSeq lists its product as uncharacterized. The transcript is spliced from 3 exons. Lineage: Eukaryota; Metazoa; Chordata; Actinopteri; Cyprinodontiformes; Poeciliidae. Bases 128 to 1741 code for a protein of 537 amino acids. The record is from RefSeq and is a predicted model, not a curated record.